UACCGAACUUGCUCCGCACUCAAGGAAGUGCGGGGAAAUUUGUGCGCUUCUUCCAGCCGAGUUGGUCCAUGUUAUGCUUUGGUGGCGUUUCUCUUUUGCAGCUUAUAUGGAAGCUUGAAUACUUUCCAUAAAAAGUAAAGGAUAAGAUACUUCCACAGCUGAAGAUAUGCCACGGAGAAAGAGAACGGCAGGAAGCAGCUCGGAUGGAACAGAGGACUCAGAUUUUUCCGCCGACCUCGAACACGUCAAAGCUGCAGUAAGGGCGCGUCGGCGCAGCAGUACGCGCCUGACUCGGUCAUCCCUGCGCCUCAGCCAGAGCUCACAAGAUAACUCCAGCUUGUUACUCAGCGGCUCCCCGGCUGCUGCUGCUCACGAUGAGGGCCCUGAUUCCGCAGCGGAGCCGGCCCCAGCAGCAGCAGCAGCAGCAACAGCAGCACCCGUCUCCGUCUUCUCCUCUGGACGCAGGAUCACACGUAGCCAGCAGGGGGCGGCAAACCCCAAAGCCAAAAGAUACCAUUUGCGUCAGAGCAGGUCGUCUGGCUCAGACACAGAAGCCAAUGCAGACGCAAAACAAGGAGCGGACCAGGACGAGACGCCCCCGCGGACUCCAACAGGCAACGCCCCAUCCUCGGAGUCAGAUAUUGACGUUUCCAGUCCGAGCAAUGACCAUGUGUCUUCUAACAACAAUAUUGUCGUUUCACAAGAGGAGGACGAGAGACUGGCGAAAGAGCUGUCGCUCAAAGAGGCUGCCGCCCACGACCUCUCCCAUCGACCCAAACGACGACGAUUCCACGAAAGCUACAAUUUUAACAUGAAGUGUCCGACCCCAGGAUGCAACUCACUCGGUCAUCUAACAGGAAGACAUGAGAGACAUUUCUCCAUAUCAGGCUGCCCGCUAUACCACAACCUCUCUGCUGAUGAAUGCAAGGGCAAGGCAACGACACGCGACAAGCAGUCCGAAGAAAGGACGCUGUCGCACCGGCAGGAUGAGAACAGACACUCCACAAGGCACCAGGCCCCCACAGACGGACAGCAGCGCUACAAAGAUAAGGUGACAGAGCUGAGGCGGAAGAGGAACUCUGGCCUCAAUAAGGAGCAGAAGGAGAAAUAUACAGAACACCGACAGAGCCACGGGACGAGCCGGGAGCCGCUGCUGGAGAACAUCACCAGCGACUACGACCUCGAGCUGUUCAGGAAAGCGCAGGCACGUGCCUCGGAGGACCUUGAGAAGCUCCGUCUGGCCGGCCAGGUGUCGGAGGGCAACAACAUGAUCAAAACCAUCGUGUUCGGCCGCUUCGAGCUGGACACCUGGUACCACUCGCCGUACCCCGAGGAGUACGCCCGCCUGGGGAGGCUCUUCAUGUGCGAGUUCUGCCUCAAGUAUAUGAAGAGCCAGACCAUUCUGCGCAGGCACAUGGCCAAGUGUGUGUGGAAGCAUCCACCAGGCGACGAGAUUUACAGAAAGGGGAACAUCUCUGUCUUUGAGGUGGACGGAAAAAAGAACAAGAUUUACUGUCAGAACUUGUGUCUGCUAGCGAAACUCUUCCUGGACCACAAGACGCUGUACUACGACGUGGAGCCAUUCCUCUUCUAUGUCAUGACGGAAGCUGACAACACAGGAUGUCACUUAGUUGGAUAUUUCUCCAAGGAGAAGAACUCGUUCUUGAACUACAACGUGUCCUGCAUCCUCACCAUGCCGCAGUACAUGAGGCAAGGUUACGGAAAGAUGCUCAUUGACUUCAGCUACCUGCUGUCCAAGGUGGAGGAAAAGGUGGGCUCGCCUGAGCGCCCCCUGUCCGACCUGGGUCUGAUCAGCUACAGAAGUUACUGGAAAGAUGUUCUGCUGCGGUACCUCAACAGUUUUCAGGGAAAGGAGAUCUCCAUCAAAGAGAUCAGCCAGGAGACGGCAGUGAAUCCGGUGGACAUUGUCAGCACACUGCAGUCCCUUCAAAUGCUCAAAUACUGGAAAGGAAAGCACCUGGUUUUAAAGAGACAGGACCUCAUUGACGACUGGAAGGCGAAGGAGACCAAACGCGGUAAUGGGAAGACCAUUGACCCCACGGCCUUAAAAUGGACGCCGCCCAAAGGGACGUAAAGGAGCUUCCUUCUUCCUCCUCCUUCGUUCACUGGCGUCCUCACAGCUGCAGCACAGUCAGAUCUGACUACCGUUCACCAUUUCUUUGGGUUCAAACAGUUUACAUGUUGACUUAAGUGAAACAAAUAUAUCACUAUGUAAAUUUUAAAGGUUUUUAUUAUUAUUAUUCCUGCGAUUCACACGCUAAAAUACUUUACAUUAAAAGGAACAGUAGGGAAAAUGUGGACAAAGUUGGACCUGGAUUUUAAUAGGGCUUGGACUGAUGAUAUGAAGAAAAAAAAAGUUAUACUUGAACUAGACCAUUAAAUUUAUGGGUUAGUUCAUGAGAAAUUUUUACAAAAUGGUUAUAUCAAGAUAUAUAAAUUGUGAUAUUUGCUGUAUACAUGAAGAACUCUUCUGGAGUUCCUAUAAAUUAACUAAUUUAUGCAAAGACAAACUUGACCUCAAAGGGUACAGGGUAGAUAAAGUUUUACACUUUUUAUAAAUUUUAGGUUAGAAGCAGAGUUAAACGCGUAAGAAAUUUCUUUAUCGUUUCUUUUUAGAUUUGGACCGACGGUGUCUUGCAAAAGUAUUCAUACCCACUGAUGUUGACGUGCUUUACAUUAAACCUCCUCAGUCUUGAACUUUUUAUAGCUUGUAACUGGUUUUCCUCCAAGAUUUCCAUGUCUUUAGCUCCACCCAUCUUCCAACUCUUAACAGCUUUCCUGUCUGCUGAAGGAAAACAUUCCCAAAUGACCAAAAAAUUAAUAAAAAUGAAGGAGUAUGAAUACUUUUUGCAAGGAACUAACUAUAAAGCCUUUGCAUGCAUGCAGGAUGUCUGAAUCAUCGUGUAGUUUGGUCUUAGGUCUCAGUGAGCCCGUGUGUUAUCUGAAAAGUGAAACUAAUAGAGCGCCACUCGCCUGCCUCCUCACUCAAUUAGUAACGGGCACCAGACGCACCUGCUAAUCCAAUCUGUGGCGGGCGGCAUCGAACUGGAGCCGCACCUCGUUCCGCUGUGGAGAUGCAACACAGGUCAGCAACACGUUGACCUAUGCGAACACGUCCUGGCUGACGCAAACCAGCUGGCCUGGCUGGGAGUUAGAAGGACACACCCUGAAAAUAUACAGUUCAAAUAUGAGCUCUGAACAAGUGGACUUUUUAAAAAUAAUUGUGUCUUAAAAAUCUAUUUAGAGUUAAAAUUAUAACUAUUUGUCUUUCAAAUAUCUAGAGAAACUCGUUUACACACUGUUUCCAACUUUAAUGGGAUGAUUUCCUUAGACGUUGCUUGUAAAAUCAAUUUGCUUUUAUUCUAAUUUCUGUGUACAAGUGAGUGGAGUGAACCAGCACUUCUUACCAAUCUGCAUCUGAAGUCAACAUUUUAAAUCCCACUAAGUAUCAAAAAAGAAAAAUUGAUUUGGAAAUAUUUUAGUACCUGCAGUGAUUGUGUAACCCUUCAUCUGGUAACGUCAAAAAAAUGGAAUCAAAAAAUGUCUGUUUGAACCCAAAGUAAAUAACCUGUUCGCGUCUUGUGUCUUACGUUCAGUCUGUCUCGGCGGUCAGUUUGCCAGGAAGCUAUAGCUGCCACUGGCCACAUUCAGACGGCCCUCUGCUGUCGGACAGAUUGUCACCUGGAUGUGGGUGUGGGAUCGAUCACCUCUUGCCUGUUUUUACUCGUUUUCGUAUCACUCGUGAUGUUUGCUGUGUCCGAGGCUACACACGUUUGUUCUGUAUCCUUUCGUUUUUAAAAGUUCUCAUUUCAGUUUUAUACUUUUUCUACCUCUGAGGUUUUACUACUGUUUAACAGUUCAAGCAACUGUUGUUCUGUGUUUUCCUUUUUACCAUGUGUUGACAAUUUUAUUUUAUUUUUUUUUUCUAAUGGUUUAACCCACUUGGCGUUUCCCUUCUUUUAGUUGGAUUAAUGCUAUUAUUUACAUUUUUCUCUUGGGGGUAUUUAUAUUCUUAACUGUAGAGCGUCAAGGGAUGUUUUAUUUAGCUGGACUGGCUUUCUUGUAAAUAUAUUUAUGUGAGACCAAUAUGUAGAGCUGAAUGUUGAAAGGUCGUUUAAAAAAGGAGGAUUUCAGGUCGUCUAACCCACCAAACAGUGACAGAUUUUUCUUUUCUUUUUUUUUUUUUUUUUACAUUUCAGAGGUUUAUUGCCUGCUAUAAUAAGUGACAAGACUGAGUCAAAAUGUGUCACUUUUGCACAUUGUCACCACUUGUUACAGCAAAAAAAAAAAAA
Molecule: messenger RNA, 4313 nt
Organism: Poecilia reticulata (guppy)
Lineage: Eukaryota; Metazoa; Chordata; Actinopteri; Cyprinodontiformes; Poeciliidae
Product: histone acetyltransferase KAT7-like
Biological process (GO): regulation of transcription by RNA polymerase II
Cellular component (GO): chromatin; histone H3-K14 acetyltransferase complex; nucleus
Molecular function (GO): chromatin binding; histone H3 acetyltransferase activity; histone H4 acetyltransferase activity
Source: RefSeq, a predicted model, not a curated record